Rhodotorula graminis WP1 is the source of this 1240-nucleotide messenger RNA. RefSeq lists its product as uncharacterized. The transcript is spliced from 8 exons. NCBI's taxonomy places the organism in Eukaryota, Fungi, Basidiomycota, Microbotryomycetes, Sporidiobolales, Sporidiobolaceae. The coding region runs from base 1 to 1188 and encodes 395 amino acids. Gene Ontology annotation, molecular function: oxidoreductase activity. The record is from RefSeq and is a predicted model, not a curated record.
AUGACCGUCCCUCUACCCAUCGUCACCCCUCUCGCGCACCCUUCGUCCGGCCCCUCCUCCCUCUCCGGCCUCGGCGCGACCGUCACCCACCUCGACCUCGCGGCCCUGUUCGACCCUGCGCACCGCACGCCAGGCAAGGCGCGCUCGACGCCCCAGUUCAAGGCGCUCGAGGACGCCGUGUACCGGUACAAGGUCGUCGUCGUCAAGCACCAGGACCGGCUCGCGCCCGAACAGCAGUACGAGGUCGUCAAGGCGUUUGACCCGGCAGCGCAAGGCGAGCAAGGCCACAACAACGCAACCGUCGAGCACAAGGGCCAGAAGUCGCUCCUGUUCGGCAUCGGCAACGCGAUCGGCACCCACCCCGAGGUCAAGCUCGUCGGCGGCGGCAUCCAGAGCGAGCGCUUCGGCGGCAGGGUCCUCAAGCAGGCGGAUCACGUCGCGUACCACAAGCAUCCGCUGUCUGAGACCGAGCGCGAGGCAGGCUUGACGAGGUGGCACCGGUGGCACAUGGACGCCGCCCUGUUCCGCACCUCUCUUCCCCUCGUCACCUCGCUCCUGUGCCUCGCGACGCCCUCGAUCUCGCCCGACGGCGUGCGCAACCCGCGCCUCACGGUCCGGUGGGACGACGGGUCCGGGCUCGAGAUGGAGGUCGACGCGGGCUCGACUGGGUUCGUCGCCGGCACUGCGGUGUACGAGGCGCUGAGCGACGAGGAGCGCAGGUGGUGCGACGAGCGGUUCGUCGAGUACGCGCCUUGGCCUUAUCAGUGGAACGGCCCAACUCGCGGCAACUCGAACGGCCUCGGCACGUUCGACGAGCCGGACAACACGAUGCCGCUCGACGACCUGCCGCCGUGGGACCCGGCCGACGUCAAGACGUACCCGCUCGUGUGGAAGCAUCACCGCACGGGCGACAAGGCGCUCAUGGUCCACUCGGUCGCCGUGCGCGCCAUCCACCAUCCGCCGAGCGGCACCUCGAUUACGUCGCUGUCCGAGAUCCGCUCGCGCCUCGCGGCGCUGCAGCGCAAGGCGUUCGUGCCCGAGCGCAUCUGCGCCCACGCGUACGAGGUCGGCGACUUGGUCAUCUUCGACAACCGAGCGGUGUACCACUCGGCGACCGACUAUCCCGACCGUUUCGGGACGAGGACGAUGCUGCAGGCCCACGUCGCAGCCUCCUUCGACCCGAAAUAGCCUCGUCGUCGACCUGCAGCACUCGCAAUCGAGCAGCAGAUGUGCCAGCCGC